UUCUCACUCUCCUGCAACUACCAGUUAUCAGAGCCAAAAAAAAAUAAAAAAUGGCCAGUUUUGCAAAUUCCAAAAGGCCUCAUGUUGUAUGCGUACCCUAUCCAGCACAAGGUCACAUAAGCCCAAUGCUCAAACUAGCCAAACUUCUUCACAACAAUGGUAUUUACGUAACCUUUGUUAACACUGAGUUCAACCACAACCGGCUUCUCCGGUCCAAUGGGCCCCACUCCCUCGACGGGUUGCCUGACUUCCGGUUCGAGACCAUACCGGAUGGCCUCCCUGCCGGUCCAGACCACGAUGCCACACAAGAUAUUCCUUCUCUUUGUGCAUCUACAUCCAAGAAUUGCUCGAAGCCAUUUCGCGACCUCAUUAACAAGAUUAAUGUGGCAGCCAUUAAUGUUCCUGUGACAUGCAUCAUGUCCGACGGAAUUAUGACUUUCACGCUGGAAGUUGCUGAAGAAUUGGGUAUUCCGGAGGUGUUGUUUUGGACGUGUAGUGCAUGUGGUUUCAUGUGUUACCUGCAGUAUCAUCAGCUUGUUGAAAGAGGAUAUACUCCUCUCAAAGAUGAAAGUCAUAUUACAAACGGAUAUUUGGAAACAACAGUAGAUUGGGUUCCCGGAAUGAAAGAUAUGAGGCUAAAAGAUUUCCCAAGUUUCAUCAGAACAGCAGAUUACAAUGACAUUAUGCUUAAUUUCUUCAUAAAUGAAACUGAAAGAAUCUCUAAAGCCUCAGCUAUAAUCUUGAACACAUUUGAUGCCUUUGAGCAUACUGUCUUAAAUGCCCUUUUCACCAUACAUCCUCAAAUUUACACCAUUGGUCCUUUACAACUAAUGCUCGAUAACACAAUUGAUGAUGAAAAGGUCAAAUCAAUUGGUUCAAAUUUAUGGAAAGAAGAUUUGAGUUGCAUUGAAUGGCUUGAUACAAAAGAGCCAAAUUCAGUUGUCUUUGUGAAUUUUGGAAGUAUCACUGUGAUGACUUUAGACCAAUUUACUGAAAUGGCAUGGGGACUUGCUAAUAGCAAGAAACAGUUUUUAUGGAUCAUUAGGCCUGAUUUAAUUUCAGGGGACUUUGUAAAUUUGCCAGAAGAUUUUUUAAGUGAAAUUAAAGACAGAGGCAUGAUAAUUAGUUGGUGUCCACAAGAGAAAGUAUUGAAACAUCGCGCGAUUGGAGGAUUCUUGACUCACAGUGGAUGGAAUUCGAUGUUAGAGAGUGUUUGUGGAGGCGUGCCAGUGAUUUGUUGGCCAUUUUUCGCGGAGCAACAAACGAAUUGCAGGUACAGUUGCACUGAGUGGGAAAUGGGCAUGGAAAUAAAUGAUUUGAAGAGAAGUGAAGUUGAGAUUCUUGUGAGGGAAUUGAUGGAGGGUAAAAAGGGAAAGAAAAUGAAAUUGAAAGUUGUGAAUUGGAAAGAGGAAGCAGAGAAGGCUGUUAGUCCAGGAGGUUCUUCUUAUAUUAACUUUAACAAAUUGUUUAAUGAGGUGCUUUUGGGUCCAAACUCAACUUAGGUGUAUUAAACAUGUCAAGUUAUAAAUGAUUUAUGAUCCGACUCAUCCAAAGUUUGUGCUGAUCGAAAUAGGUUGGGGUUCAAAAUAAUGUGUCAUGUCUCAAUAUGCUUGUGUAAUAAUGGACAUGUGCAUUAUAGCUCU
Messenger RNA from Lycium ferocissimum, 1643 nucleotides. RefSeq names its product 7-deoxyloganetin glucosyltransferase-like. The record is from RefSeq and is a predicted model, not a curated record. Gene Ontology annotation, molecular function: UDP-glycosyltransferase activity. Bases 51 to 1502 code for a protein of 483 amino acids. The transcript is spliced from 2 exons. NCBI's taxonomy places the organism in Eukaryota, Viridiplantae, Streptophyta, Magnoliopsida, Solanales, Solanaceae.